Nelumbo nucifera (sacred lotus) is the source of this 2511-nucleotide messenger RNA. RefSeq names its product fatty acid amide hydrolase-like. The record is from RefSeq and is a predicted model, not a curated record. Gene Ontology annotation, molecular function: catalytic activity. Lineage: Eukaryota; Viridiplantae; Streptophyta; Magnoliopsida; Proteales; Nelumbonaceae.
UGCACUCACACCAGUCGUAUGUGGAGUUGUGGACUGCAGAUGAGCUACAAACAGAGGCCCGAGAACAGAAGAGGAAGAAAAAUAUCCCUUGGAUUUGCUUUUUUUUUUUUUUCUUUUUUCUGGGUUUAACCAGAAAGCGACUCCUCUUCCCUAAUUGCGAUUGAGCAUGUUCACUUGUUCAGUUGGGAUUUCAUUUAAUUUCGACUGUCUUUCACUCUCCGCCAUUUUCAGAAUAUUCAAUUCCUUACCCUUUUGAGGUGGGUUCAUAACUGAUUCACUCUCUGCUUCCUGUAUACUUCACACUGCUGCUUUGAGAAUUCCAGGCUCUAGGCUUCUUUUUUCUGCCAUGGGGUGGUGGUCUAAGAACCAGGGAGUUGUCUACAAGCCUGUGGAGGAAGUCGAUGUAAGCCCAGAAAGUGAUGAGGUUUACCUCCGGUUGGAUGUCAAAGCUCCUCGUAUGGUUGGAUUUUUAAUCAAGAUUGCUGCAUGGGUUCUGGAAUCAAGGAUUAUUGGAGCACUGUUAGUGUACAUACUGAAGGUUGAAAAUCUAAUUCACAAGUUCAUUUCCUUUGCAGAGUUGAAAGAACCGCCUCUGUAUGUGCCCUACCAUCCUUGGGAAGAUCUUGAAGAGAAAGAAGUUAAAUCCAUACCAUCUGAAUUGUCACCACCCGAGAAAGUUCUGCAAGCUGUGGAUUGCUUGCCUUUACGUUCAGAUGUUACAGUAAAUGUUCAGAAGCCCUCAUUUAUACGCUGGGCAAUACAAGAUUACUCAAAAGCUUAUAUUUCAGGAGAAACAACUCCCCUUAUGGUAGCACAGUGCUUUCUAGAUGCUGUGCGUGACUCUUCUAAUCCUCCCCUUCAUAUGUCAUUCUUUAUCAAUUAUUAUGCUGAAGAUAUUUUAAAGCAAGCUACUGAGUCAACUCUUCGAUAUGAGAGAGGGGAACCAAUUUCAAUUUUGGACGGUGUCCCAAUUGCUAUUAAGGAUGAAAUAGAUUGUAUGCCAUAUCCAACUACAGGAGGAACAAAGUGGUUACACAAAUUAAGACAUUGUAUUGAUGAUGCAUGUUGUGUCAAGCAUCUAAGAUCCUGUGGUGCAGUGCUUGUUGGGAAAACCAACAUGCAUGAGCUUGGUGUUGGAAUAAGUGGAAUAAAUCCUCAUUAUGGGGCUUCUAGGAAUCCUUAUGAUUCCACCAAGGUGUCCGGAGGUUCUUCUGGUGGAUCUGCUGCAGUGGUGUCUGCAGGACUGUGCCCUGUUGCCCUUGGUAUUGACGGGGGAGGUUCUGUUCGGUUGCCUGCUUCGCUUUGUGGCAUUGUUGGUUUCAAGCCAACUUUUGGACGUGUUUCUCACUUAGGUGUUCUUCCUUUGAAUUGGACAGUGGGAAUGGUUGGAAUACUUGCAGGCACAGUUGAAGAUGCAAUUAUUGUUUAUGCAGCUAUCAGUGGGAAACUUCCACCAAAUCAACCCACUACUUUAUUGCCCAAAAUAAAUCUACCACUGUUGAAAUCUACAAAUUCUACUCGAUAUAGAUUGGCAAAGUACACAAAGUGGUUUAAUGAUUGUAGUGAUGACAUUAAAAGUUGCUGUAACCAAGCAUUGGACCGGCUAUAUGAGCAUUAUGGAUGGGAGACUAUAGAUGUUACCAUACCAGAGAUAGAAGUGAUGCGCAUUGCACAUUAUCUGACAAUCGGUUCUGAAUGUUAUGCAGCAAUUAGUCCUCAUCUAAAGAACAUGGAUAGAACAGAGUUGGGGUGUGAUGCAAGGGUGGCACUUCGAUUAUACAGUUCUUUCAGUAGUAAAGAGUAUUUGAUUGCCCAGAGAAUUAGGAAUCGCCAGAUGCAGUUCUAUAUGUCCAUCUUUAAAAGGGCAGAUGUCAUUGUUACGCCUACCACUGGGAUAACCGCAUACCCAAUUGAUGAUAAUGCUCUAAAAUAUGGUGACUUUGACUAUAAAAGCGGAGCUUCACUUGUACAAUAUCAAACAGCAGGAAAUUUUCUUGGGUUACCUGCUAUAUCAGUUCCGGUUGGAUAUGAUAAGUUGGGGAUGCCUAUUGGACUUCAGUUUAUUGGCAGACCAUGGUCUGAAUCAACAUUGCUCCAUUUAGCUUUUGCAUCACAGGUCAUGAGUAUUCCAAUUUACAAAAAGCCGAAGGUUUUCUAUAAUCUUCUCAACAAGAGAGAGCUACUAUGAAUUGCAAAACAACAGAUAAUAAAAGAAUACGAGGUUAACAGAGAUAACAAAAAUAUGUUCAUGUAUAGAAGGCUUCUGUUAAUCCAUUUUCUUUAUGGAUUUACCUAAUAAUAAGAAGGAAACAAGUUUCUGAAAUUGUUCGAUUUUGUGGAUCUACCAAGAGAUAACAAAGCCCAGUCUACCCCUUCGAAGAUCUCAAAUAGGUAGGACCAAUAUUGGGUAUUGUCCUUUUUACAAGUGAUAACAAAACUACUUGGUUCAAGUGUUGGAUAAAACUACUUAAAGUUUGGUUGUCUAAGAUCAUGAACUUCAUCCAUUAGUCA